GCUUGCGGCAUGCAGUUGAAUCAAUUAAAAGCUUCGUGAAUGCAAAUAUGCAAUUGAUCUCUUAAACUUAAUACUGAGUAUACUGCUGACUGCUGAGCAGCGCCUAUAUAUUUCUGCCAACAUAUUACAUAUUUCGCAACCCAUUCACUCCUUUGAAUAUACAUAUAGAUCUCAGUUCACCAGGAUACAUGAGUGAAAAGUUUAUAGAACCCAUCAUCACCAGGAACAUUAGUGCUGGUGAUCACGAGGGUACCACCAUGGAGGACGAGCCGUUAAGCCCAUCUGCCCGAUUGUUUCAGUCACCGCAACUCAACCUUUCAGUCCUAAUUGUGUUGGGAUCCAAAACGCUGAUCGAUGCUAACACUGUGAAAUAUGGGCUUAUGAAUUCUUCUGCACAGCAUCCUCGUUUCUCCAGUUUGCUUGUGACUGAUGAUGAGAAUGGUGGCCGAAUGAGUUGGAGAAGAACAGAAGUAGACAUACAUGAGCAUGUGUUUACUCCGGAUCUGAAUCCUAAUAUGGAGUUGGCUGAUGACUUUGUUGAAGAAUACAUAUCAGAUCUCACUUCCACGAGAUUCGAUUAUGCAAAGCCGUUAUGGGAGCUUCAUAUUUUGAACGUCAAGACGUCGGAUGCUAAUGCAACUGCAGUACUUAAGCUUCAUCAUUCUAUCGGGGAUGGAAUUUCUAUCAUGUCUCUUUUUCUGGCUAGUACCAGAAAAGCUUCUGACCUCGAAUCAAUGCCUAGUGUUCCGAAGACCAGAAGGCAAACAAGCUUGUUGAAUAAUAACUGUAAUGGUUUUUGGGGGAUUUUAUGCACAAUUUGGACCCUGAUCAUGAUGCUUUUCAACACUUUUGUGGAUGCCGUGAACUUUGCUGCGACUGCUUUCUUCCUGAAAGACACAGACAAUCCGAUCAAAUUACGUACUCCAGAGGAUGCCAGAUUCACGCGUCGUAAGAGAAUUCUGCACAGAAUUGUUAGUUUAGAUGAUAUAAAGCUAGUGAAAUCUGCAAUGAACGCGACAAUCAAUGAUGUUCUACUGGGAAUAACAAUGGCUAGCAUAUCUCGUUAUCUCAAUGAAAAAUACGCAUCAAGAAGUGAUGGAUAUAAGCAACAACACAAGGCAAGCAAAGAAGAGAACAAUCUGCCUGCGAAGAUUCGUUUGAGAUCAACUUUAAUGUAUAAUCUUAGACGACAGUCCACAGUGAUUGAGUCCUUGGCUGAGAUGAAGGAACGGACGUCAGAAGUGAAGUGGGGUAACAAAUUAGCUUCAAUUCUACUUCCAGUGACCAUUGCUUUGCAAGAUGAUCCUUUAGAUUAUGUUCGCAAGGCCAAGGCCAGUGUUGAUCGAAAGAAGCUUUCGUUUGAAGCUAUGUGCUCUAUUUUUAUGAGUCGAUUUGUACUUAAGUACUUGGGGUUUGAGCAAUAUGCUGCAAUGAUGCACAAAAUUAUAUCCAACACAACCAUGGCCUUCUCAAAUGUGGUUGGUCCGAGAGAAGAGAUUAGUUUCUACGGCCAUCACGUGUCUUUCAUUGCUCCUAGUGUUUUCGGACAUCCACAAGCACUGACAGUACAUUGCCAGAGCUAUGCAGAUAAAAUGAUACUUGUGUUAACCGUUGAUCCAGAUGUGAUACCGGAUUACAGAACACUUUCGGCCGAGUUUGAGGCAUCACUUGAACUCAUUAAGAAUGCUGUGAUAGAAAGAGGACUGGCCGUCCGGGUGAAAAAAGAGGACUAAGCAUCAAAGUAUACUUAAGGCUUACUAUAUCUACAUGUUGAAUUUAUUCAAAAUAACUCAAGUGUGAUGAUGAUGUAUUAAUAAUGUGGACUCAGCCGAUGUGUAGGUCUGAGGAAAGAAUCAUUUAAGUUUUAUAGUUAAUUAUUUGUAAAAUAAAACUGUUCUCUAUAUAAUUUUUAUUUGUCUUUUACAAUAAACAUCCUAACAA
This is a messenger RNA of Daucus carota subsp. sativus, 1941 nucleotides long. RefSeq names its product wax ester synthase/diacylglycerol acyltransferase 11. The record is from RefSeq and is a predicted model, not a curated record. Gene Ontology annotation, cellular component: plasma membrane. The transcript is spliced from 7 exons. Bases 189 to 1733 code for a protein of 514 amino acids. Gene Ontology annotation, biological process: triglyceride biosynthetic process. NCBI's taxonomy places the organism in Eukaryota, Viridiplantae, Streptophyta, Magnoliopsida, Apiales, Apiaceae. Gene Ontology annotation, molecular function: diacylglycerol O-acyltransferase activity.